GCAUUACGUCAUCGCGAGGCCACAUACUGGAGGCAAGUGCUGCCUCUGUUCUCCUCAGCCAGUAGCUACCCGAAAAUUUCCACAACACAAGCUUUGCAGGAGAGCGGCACAAGAUCGGCCGCUUCGUGCAGUGAUGCAGCACCCUACACCAAAGAAACCCUGAUCACACCGCAGGACAAACACGACCGGCUGUCGGAUUCUUGGAUGGAAAAACAGUGAUGUUGCAUGACAUGUCCUCGAAAUAAAUGGUGAAUGAUUGAAGACUUCGAGUCGAGCGGUGACAACAUGGCAGAUCGAAGGCAACUGUUUGUCGAGAUGAGGGCUCAAGAUUUGGACUCUAUACGAUUAUCGACAUACAGGACAGCCUGCAAACUCAGAUUUGUGCAGAAGAAAUGCAAUUUGCAUUUGGUUGACAUUUGGAACAUCAUCGAGGCUUUCCGAGAGAACGGCAUCAACAACAUGGACCUCAGCGCCGAGCUCUCUGUGGCUCGUCUAGAAGUAGUACUGUCCACCAUUUUUUACCAGCUGAACAAGCGCAUGCCCACCACCCACCAAAUCAAUGUGGAACAGUCCGUCAGCCUGCUGCUCAACUUCCUACUGGCAUCCUAUGACCCGGAGAGCCAUGGCAAGAUAUGUGUCUUUGUUGUGAAGAUGGCCGUAGCAACAAUCUGUGGAGGGAAAAUCCUGGAUAAAUUAAGAUAUAUUUUUUCCCAGAUAUCCGAUUCCGCUGGGAUAAUAGUGCACUCGCAGUUUGACCAAUUUCUGAGGGAGGUGCUCAAAUUACCCAUGGCAGUUUUUGAGGGACCUUCUUUUGGUUACACCGAACAAGCUGCAAGAACGUGCUUUACACAGCAGAAAAAGGUCACCCUUAAUACAUUCCUCGAUACGUUGAUGUCAGACCCGCCCCCUCAGUGUCUGGUGUGGUUACCUCUCAUGCAUCGGCUCGCCAACGUGGAGAACGUCUUUCACCCGGUCGAGUGCUCCUACUGCCGUACUGAGAGUAUGAUGGGCUUCCGCUACCGCUGCCAGCAAUGUCAUAAUUACCAGCUCUGUCAGGACUGCUUCUGGAGGGGGCAUGCCAGCGGUUCCCAUAGCAACCAGCACCAAAUGAAGGAGUAUACGUCAUGGAAAUCCCCUGCUAAGAAGUUAUCCCAUGCCUUCAGUAAAUCACUGAGCUGUGCAUCCAGCAGAGAGCCUCUUCACCCCAUGUUUCCUGAAAUGCCAGACAAACCUCUCAACCUAGCUCAUAUUGUAGAUACGUGGCCACCGAGACCAGUGAACAUCACCAAUGACUACUCACUCUCCCACUCCAUGCCUACAUCAGGGAACCCUUACUCCACCAAAAACAAGAGUAAUGAUGUUGAGAAAAGAAAGCCUUUGACUGAGGUUGCCCCACAUCUGUUGAAAGGGAGAGGGUUGAGCUACAACCUCGAUGUUGCCAAUAGACUUUCAGACGAACAUGUUCUGAUUGGCCUCUAUGUGAAUCUACUCCAAAACGACCCCAAAACAUGUUUGCUGGUGAGCAGUAGCUAUCAAGAUGAAGAGCACAGUCUCAUCGCCCGCUAUGCUGCUAGACUGGCUGCUGAUGCCGCGGCUCAUCAGCAGAGGAUCCCCACAGACCUCCCCUGCUCUCUGGAUGCCAACAAACAGCAGAGGCAGCUCAUUGCCGAGCUUGAAAGCAAAAACAGAGAAAUCCUGCAGGAAAUCCAGCGGCUGCGCCUUCAGCAUGAGGAGGCCUCCCAGCUGCCACCUGACAGGGGUCAGCAGAACCCCACUCUUCUGGCUGAACUACGACUUCUCAGGCAACGCAAAGAUGAGCUUGAACAAAGAAUGUCUACUCUGCAGGAGAGUCGCAGGGAACUCAUGGUGCAGCUGGAGCAACUAAUGAUGCUUCUCAAGCUGGAGGAGGAACGGAAACAAGCCACUCAGGGUACCGGCUCUCCACGCUCUUCCCCCAGCCACACCAUCAGCCGGCAGAUCCCCACACCAAUCUACUCUGACUCUGCCGGCACGACCCCGACUCACACACCUCAGGACUCACUCAUGGGCGUGGGAGGGGAUGUUCAGGAGGCCUUCGCUCACGGUCCAAGGAGAAAUUUGAGAAACGACCUUCUUAUUGCUGCUGACUCCAUCACCAACACAAUGUCAUCGCUGGUUAAGGAACUCAAUUCAGAGGGUGGAAGUGAGACUGAGAGCACUGCGGAUUCAGACUUUGGACGUGGUGACCUCUUGCCCACAACCUCUUCAGAUCCCUUCUACACAUAUAAACCAAGGAGUGCCAGCGCUGCAGAGGACGAGAGCUUUGAGAACGAGAGCUUUGAGAACGAUCUGGAGCAGCAGCUGGAAGACGAGCUCAAGUUGGAGGAGUUCAUGAAGCACAGGCAGGAACCAGACAAAGCGUGCAUGGUGACACUGCAGCCGUGACCGUGUUAGUCCAGGUGACUGGCGAGUAAUAUGAAAAGCAACAAUAGUAGAAGACACUGGACGAGACGACACUGGGCCGACACAGAGCACUGAAGAUAUGAAGAAUUUAAGUUGAAUAAAUGGCUGAAUCCAACCAUAGAUUACAUUUAUGUAAAGAUAUAUUUUUUAACCAACCACAUAUUUAAGGUAAUACUGUGAGCUGAUAUAAAGAGAUUAAUUAGGGAGUUGUCUAUUACACCACAGGUGCCAUAAAAAACAAAUGUACUACACUUCAAAUUCUCAUGUUUCUGCAAACAGUGAACCAGAUGUAAGUGUUUGUUUGUCUUCUGAUUUAAGGUAUAAAUCUGCAUUGGAGUUAAAGUUAUAGAUACAAUUUGCAAUAUUUUAUAAUUUUACAACUCCAGAUUUAGUCCAUAGAUUUCUUACAGUUGCUGUUGAGUGGCUAUUGUUUUUUGACUUGUUUUUCAAGCAGUCCGAUCAGAUAAGUUUAUUUUAUUUGAUACAUUAAUGAUAAUAAUGCACACAUGCCUUAGCUGAUUGGAUGACCUCUCAAAGGAACUCAUUCAAACUGUCAAUGCAGCAUGUAGCGAACAACAAAACACCUGUUCAGCAGAAAUGCUCGUUGUCUUUACCGGACAAAUGAGGUUAAACUCAUUAAAUCUGAUGCUGGGAAGGGAUUUUCUCUGCUAAUAUGUACUCUGUCUACAUAUAAACUGUCACUUAAAUGUAAAAUAUAGAAGGAUUAGUUAUGAUAUCUGGAAGUGUUUUAAGGUACAGUGAAAACGAUGUAACACAGAGACUUCCAAAUAACUCAAAUUCAAAGGUUUACACUGCUAAGGGCAUUGAACAACAUGUGUUUACUAUCAAUGGUUUAUGAAUUAAGGUAAAAUCAUUUGCCAUUGUUUCAUAUGUUAGCGUUGAUGCUCUCACACACAAACCUCUGUGUGACUUGCACACCAAACACACACACACUUGAUGUAUUUUCUGAGCGUGCGUGAAACUUUACUCAGUCACUUUAGGAAAAGUGGCAAGCCAAUCUAAAAUCAUAAAUGUGUGAAAUAUAUCUAGUUUGAUUUUUGAGCAAGUUCAUAGCAGUGAUUUUGCAUGGUGGUGAUGCAUAAUAAAGUGUUGACACAAUAUCACAAUU
This is a messenger RNA of Cottoperca gobio, 3571 nucleotides long. It is a transcript of the gene dtna, whose product is annotated as dystrobrevin, alpha. The record is from RefSeq and is a predicted model, not a curated record. Gene Ontology annotation, cellular component: plasma membrane; synapse. The transcript has 24 exons. The coding region runs from base 253 to 2424 and encodes 723 amino acids. Gene Ontology annotation, biological process: synaptic signaling. Gene Ontology annotation, molecular function: zinc ion binding. Lineage: Eukaryota; Metazoa; Chordata; Actinopteri; Perciformes; Bovichtidae.